Molecule: messenger RNA, 155 nt
Organism: Racocetra persica
Lineage: Eukaryota; Fungi; Glomeromycota; Glomeromycetes; Diversisporales; Gigasporaceae
Source: the annotation of a GenBank genome assembly
UUGAGUUUAAUCUAAAUUCAGAAGAAUCCCUGCAAAUCUAUCAAGUUUAUGAGAAUAAUUUUGAAAAUUAUAACGAUUUUGAUAAUAAUUUAGAAGUAGAUAAAUUUGGAAGUGGGUUUGAAUUGGAGGAUAGUUCAGGGCGUGAAGAUGAAUUG